Molecule: messenger RNA, 3788 nt
Organism: Beta vulgaris subsp. vulgaris (sugar beet)
Lineage: Eukaryota; Viridiplantae; Streptophyta; Magnoliopsida; Caryophyllales; Amaranthaceae
Exons: 9
Coding region: 1-3450 (1149 amino acids)
Cellular component (GO): plasma membrane
Molecular function (GO): protein phosphatase 1 binding; protein phosphatase regulator activity
Source: RefSeq, a predicted model, not a curated record
AUGGCGAACACUAAUACCACAUCAAAGAAGUUACUCUGUCAGAAUUCCAGUUUAUUAUGGAAAAUAUGGGGUGAUUUUGAGUGGGAUUCAUCUCCAUUAACGGCUUAUAGUAAUUCCAUGAAGCAGAUGAAGAUUAACAUGGAUCUUGUCCAUGUUUAUGGGGAUGGUAAUUCUGUACCUUAUCACCUCACUAGGUUAGUGCCUUUUGGAAUUGAGCAUCGUUGGGAAGAUCAUUGCCCAUUGGAUGUCUCAUCAUAUGACUCAAUGGUCUCAGAUUGUGAAAGCAGUUCAUUCUCAACCCCACGGAAAAGGUCAUCCGCAAAGACCAUUGAACGAAGUGGAUUGCUAGUACCAACCCCAUCAAUACAAAUUGGGAUGCUAAACUCUGAAGGUGUAUGCUCACUUCCAGAAUCAUAUUUUCUAAUGUAUAGCAACUCACCAGAAGGCAUAUUGAGGCACUUCCUAUCAUUUUACAAGGAUGCUGCAUGCAUCCGUGAUGCAGAGGGCCUUACCCCACUACUAAGAGCAGCUCGUUUUGGUUUUCUGCGGGCUUUGAAAGUCAUAUUAGAAUAUUGUCCGGAAUCUGCGGAUGUCUAUGACCUCAAAGGUAGAACUGUGCUACAUUAUGCACAUUUUUCAGAUUAUAGAGACCUCCAAGAGUUGCUGAAGAUUCCAGAAAUCAAUGCCCUUGUGAAUGUAAAAGACUGUGAGGGGAACACAGCCGCGCACCUUGCUGCCAAAAAUGGAAACUUGCUGCUUUUAAAAUUUUUACAUGAAUCCAUGGCAAACUUUUCUCUGAAGAAUCACAAGGAUAUUUCAGUCGAGGAGCUAAUUGAUCCCCAUGGAGGCUUUUUUAGCAAUAUGGAGAAAGCAAUGUCUAACACCACUACUGGGAAAUGGAUGGAGAAGGAGCUGCAUGAAGCAGCAAGGAAGGGGGACGUAAAUCUCUUCGAUAAAAAGGAUACAAUUACAAACAUAGAUGGUAGAGAAAUUUGGUACAAUGAUGAAUUCUUCAUGUCUCGGACACCAAAUGGAAGCACUAUCCUUCAUUUAGCCAUCCAAAAUGGUCAUUCUGAGUUUGUGAAGGAAACUCUGAAGCUUUUUCCCACUCUCGUUCUCUCAAGAGACUUUAAUGGUGAUACUGCUAUCCAUGUUGCUGCUCGGUUCAAGGCUCCUGCAGCUGAAGCCAUGAUGCACAGUUGUGCUGAGUGCUAUCGUAUACUUCAUGAAACGAAAUCCAAUGACAUUAUCUAUUACCCGCCUUGGAGAACCAAAAAUAACAAAGGCAACACUGCUUUUCAUGAAGCAAUGUGCACAAGCAAUCAUACUAUUGUUGAAGAGUUGUUCAACAUUGAUACUUCUCUUUCUUUGGUGACAAAUAAUGCUGGAGAAACACCUCUCCAUGUAUUUGCAAGACACGCCACUUACACGAGAUGUGGACGAUUUAACCCCUGUCAUGAGAGCAGCCGAGUCUGGCCGAAUUCGAGUUGCUAUACUGAUACUUCAAAUCUGUCCUCAGUCAAUGGAAGUUCGAGAUUGCAAAGGCAGAACGUUUCUGCAUCUCCGAAGAUUAUGCAUCUUGAGCUUGUUGACGAAUCUGAGGAUAUAAUUAGACUUUGCGAAGAAUUCUUUGCCAUCCCCGGAGUUGACAGCCUGAGAGCUGCACAAGAUGGAGAUGGAAACACACCCUUGCAUCUUGCUCUUAAAACUGAAAACUUUAUUACUGCAAAAUUCUUGAUGCAGAAAUGCCUUCAGUCUAAAACAAGGGAGGAACUAACCAUCAUCAACAAUGAUGGUUGCUCAAUUUUCAGCUUGAUUGCAACAUUGCGAGCAAAUAAGCUGGAUGACAAGGACUUAAAAGAGUUGACACUACUCAGCAAAAUCUAUGUAAAAGAGUUAACCUUGGUAGAAAAGAUGAUGGACAAAGAACUGAAUAUGGCAGCAGUGCAGGGGGAUCAGGAGUUGUUCAACAAGGUGAAGGAUACUGAUAUAGAAAGUGGACUUAUUAGUAAAUAUGACAGCUCCUACUUCCUUUCUCGAACACCGGAUGGAAGCAAUAUAAUUCAUAUAGCUCUUAGACCUGGAAAAGUAGAUACAGCAGAAUUUGUUGAGAAAGCUUUAAACCGCUUUCCAGCUCUCAUACUUCAAACUGACUCAAAUGGAGACACCCCUCUUCACCUUGCUGCAAAGUGGCACAGCCCUGCUUGUAUAAAAUUACUGGGUCACCUAGCAGAUUAUUACCAAAAAGCUACUUUGGAGAACAAUCGAGGAAUUUUUCUCCUUCCUUGGAAGGUUAAAAAUUCCAAGGGCAAUAUGGCUGUUCAUGAAGCACUGUGCACCAACCAUAUAUAUGCUGCAGAUUAUUUGGUAAACAGUGAUGCUGAGGGGGCAUUCUAUGUUAAUGAUGCUGGUGAGACCCCGCUUCAUGUAUAUGCUAGGUGUGGCCGUUAUACAGCUCUGGAUAACUUGGAUUUCUUGGAAAAUCUGAUCAAGAAAAACAUUUCAGCUGUUUAUAUGCGUGACAGUGAUGGUCUCACACCUUUGUUGAGGUCUGCAAAGUGCGGUAGAAUUCGGGUUGCCCAUGCUAUACUGGACCAUUGUCCUCAAUCAGCACAACUCCGUGAUCCACAUGGAAGGACCUUUUUGCAUCUCCUGCGCCUUGAUGUUGAAGUAUCUGAGGCUUCUAGUGGCUUUUUGUUCAAAUUGAUGAGCAAGCAGUUGUUCGAAAUCCCAGAAAUAGAUGCCCUAAGAAUGGUACAAGAUUAUGAUGGCAACUCAGCUUUGCAGUAUGCCAUAAAAACUGGGAACUCAAUUACAGCAGAAGUAUUAGCACAUAAAUGUUUUAGUACGAAAGAGAUGUUUGAGUUAGCACUUGUAAACAAUGAAAAUGAGGGACUUCUGGAUCUUAUCGCAUCACAUCAGACCCCUGAUGAGAUUGUGAAGCUACUUAAGAAAAAAUUGCCAAAAUACAACACCUCUUCGUUCCUAAGCUCUUAUGGGAUCCGUAAGGCUGAAAUUAAAGAGUCAGCGGGAUCACUUUCUGUAAUUGCUGCACUUCUCACAACGAUAACCUUCGCAGCAGCAUUUCAAGUGCCUGGUGGAUUUGAUGGUGACGACGGGUCUCCUGUCCUCCUAAAAUGGGCAGCAUUUCAGGUUUUUUUGGUGUCUGAUGUCCUUGCUAUGUGCGGCUCCAUGGUUGUUCUAUUUUCUCUCCUAUGGGUGAUGGCUUCUGGAAAAACUACGGACUCGUUCAUAUUGUUAGACCUCUCAUUUUUCUUGCUGCAAUCAUCUUUUUAUGCAACCCUUGUGGCUUUCAUGACAGGAGUGUAUGUGGCAACUGUAAAUGAGACUUCUUGGUUGGCUAUAUUUGUAUGCGCACUCUGCUCCACUGUCAUUCUGGUUACUUGGAAAACCUCAGUCCUUUUCUUGCAAAAACUAUUAAGUUGGUAGGAAAUUUACUCUUUAACUUGAAGACGAGCUCACUUAAAGAACUACACAGGGCCGGUGACUUGAUCUUAGGCCGUGAUUAAUUCUCUCGAGAAUUUUUUUUUUUAGUGGUGUAUUGCUGUUACCAAGAAGUUGUCUCCCCAGAUUUUCUUGUUUAUGUUACAAAUAAGACCUUUCCUUAAAUAUUUAGAGCAAAUCUAGUGGACAGAGGUAUGCAGUUGCUGCUACACUUGAGGCAGAAGUGCUUCUGUCUUGUAUGAAAAUUAGCUGCAUAAAUGUGUAUUUAGUCCGUCGCAUAAAGCUCCUAAUAAGAAAGUGAGUAUCUGACUCUUGUUUGUUAA